This is a messenger RNA of Austrofundulus limnaeus, 1857 nucleotides long. Its product is annotated as protein FAM110A. Lineage: Eukaryota; Metazoa; Chordata; Actinopteri; Cyprinodontiformes; Rivulidae. The transcript is spliced from 3 exons. The record is from RefSeq and is a predicted model, not a curated record. The coding region runs from base 284 to 1516 and encodes 410 amino acids.
GGCGGGGCUUGGAGCGUCGCACGAGUUGUCAAACCGGUUGGUCUCGUCUUGUCUUUGAGACGCUCUUUGCGGAAAGAGGACGUCGUUUGUCGGCUGUUUGUACUGUGAACGCACUCAGGAGCUCGUCUCAGGCUGUUCAGGAAGUUCAAAUGUCAAGGAGCUCGAGUUCAGCUGAGCCGCUGAGGUCCCACCUUUUCAAGAAUGCAACAAGUUCACUCUGACUCCCACUCCCAGGUGGCUAAAGGACAACUGUGACGUACAGGUAGCACUGCCAGCUGACAGGAUGCCUGUGGAGACGCUGCAGCAGCCUCUCAGGCAGCCGGCGCAGGCUGCUGUGAGAGCUUCACCUCCACGUUUGAGGCCUAAGGGGCCGGUGGGACCAGACUUUUACCGGAGGACCGCGGCGGCGGCGGCAGGCCUGCCGAGGCAGAGCGCUGUGGAGAGACUGGAGGCAGACAAGGCCAAAUACGUUAAGAGUCAGUUAGCUCUUACCAAACAACAGGUCAGGCCUCCAGAGGUGAAAAAGCCUCUGUUGAACCCCAACACACCGCUGCGUCCCACCAGGAAGACCCCGGUCCAGACAAACCCAAAACCGGAGGGAGUCCAGCUGGACGUGGAGCACCUCAGUAACCUCAUCAGUAACCUCCCAGAUGGUCCACAGCUCGCUGCAACAGCAAAGUCGACGGAGAGUAAAGCUGCCGUUUUAAGAAGCCCCCCCAGCAGACCACUGUGUGYACAGCAGGUAAAGGAGAGGCCGUGCCCCCCUCCCCGUCCUGACUGCUCCAGUCCAGCUAAGGUGAGGUUAAAAGCGUCUGUGCCGGCCCGGGUGGAGGCUCCAACUGUGGGCACUGUACGCAGGGUGGACGUCAUGCCUCAGCUCGGCCCCGGGGGGAACGCCUGCAGACCACCUCAGGUCACACGGCAGCCCCUCCAGCCCAGACCGAUACAUUCCCAGGUACCUCUGCGUCCAGCCGCGUCCCACCAGCGUCUCUUCCUCCAGAGGACAGCACCGGGUCGUCCUCCUCUGAAACCACUCCUCGUUCUGUCAGAACCCGACGGCUCGUCCUCUCCUGCUGCUCAAACCCCAGCGCUCACGUCACCUCCCCCUGCCCUCCCCCCCUCCCCUGCGGUCACCCGCCUGUCCUCCUCCAGCUCCAGGAAGCGGCCCUCUUUGACCCGGUCCAAGUCGGACAUGAGCGACCGGUACUCCCGAGCCGGGACGGAGCUGGAGCGCUUYUUCAACCUGUGCGGCCUGGACCCCACGGACCUGCAGGAGCUGAGGGCUUCCAGCUCCGACAUCGUGUCGCUCGCUCGUUUCCGCAGCGUCAGCGCUCCAGGGUCCGAGUGCGGGGGCUCGAACAAGGAGGAGGAGGAGGAGGAGGAGGAUGAAGACGCUGGCAAAUCUGCCAAUCGUACUCCUUACGGUGUUUCUGUUGUUGAGAGAAAUGCAAGAGUGAUUAAGUGGCUGUACGGACUGCGGCAGGCCAAGGAAAACACAACAAACACKAAUUUGUAGCAAAGCGUUAACCCAAAGAAGAAACUGAUUUUCAAAAUAAACCUGGAUGAUUUUCAGAAUAAGGGUYGUUAUUAAACUGGUAGUAACCUGAAAUAUGCCCAGCUGAGGUGAAAAAUAAUUUCUUCUCUCUGAGUGGUUUUCAUCACUUAUAUAAAUAWUUUUUUUGUUUCUCAAAAUUAGAAAAAUGAAUUUCUUUUUGAAUCCUUUUGUUUUUUCUUUGACUUUUUGAGAAGUUAAUGAUGAGGCCUGUUAAUUUCACUGGUGCAGCUGUGUCAGAGUGUCAUUGUGCACAGAUCAUCCUGCUGUAUAUAAAUAUUUAAAAUAAACUGAUCCAAGCAUCA